AUGGAGAUAAUGCGCCGUGAUCGAGUCAUCCUAGAGAGGAGGUCGCUCCCCUACUCGACUUCAACCCAGGUUGGUAUGACCGCCUCUGCAAACCCCCGACUCAGUCAUCCUCUAAGAGCCUCAUCUACUUCCAGGCCUGCCUCCUAUGCUAGUCCCAGGACCUUGUCUACCUCCCAGCCUGCUGCCUUUGUUCAUCCCCAGGCCUCUCUUACAGCCGGGCCAUCCGCCCCAAGGCAUCCCCAAUCAAUUAAUCCUUCCCGACCGACUUCUAGCCCGGGUCGCGGCUGUGGUAGAAGGUCAGCCAACGUAACUUAUGCCAGCCCUGCCUUCAGAGAAGCAUCUCAAGCGGCUCGUUGGGCACGCUCUGUAAAUGACCUCUCGAGUCAGGAUACACCCUCUUCUUCUCGGCGCAGGGCUCGACCGCCCUCUGAGGAUUCUGAUUCAGACGAUCAGCCUUUGGCUCACAGAUUUCGCAACAGAGCUACCAAUCCUAGUAGAAACUUGGGCCAUUCCCCUGUUCCUCAUCCUUCGCCUCCUGUUGCCAUGACUACUCCUAUCCCGAGCCAGGUAGAUGCUCCUCCUAAUCCUCCCGAGGUUCCGGCCGAGCCUCCACUAGCUCAACCUUCACCUCCGCAACAGCAUCGGAGCACCGAAGCUGGACCCUCACGUCGUCUUUCACCCGCUACCUCACCUCCAGAGCCCUCCAGUGCGCCUCCUUCAGCUCCUUCUAGCUCAGCUGCUGGGCCUUCACAGCCACCACCACCUGGUUAUCACCAUUACCGUACCACUACCCCUUCUGAGGCCGGGCUAAGGUCAAGGCAAGACGUUCCUACCAGCACUUUGAAAAUGAAAGGCUAUUUGGCCACUUUAUGGGAAGAAAGUAUUGUUGGAACCCCAAGUUGUCCAUUUGAUAAGUCGACCAACCACCUCGACAUUGGUAAGGGCUUUUCCCAUAGUGCUGUUUGUCAAGACCGUAAUAGGAUGAGCCAGGAAGUAGGACCUCAAACGCCGAGCCAUUAG
This is a messenger RNA of Zingiber officinale, 1020 nucleotides long. Its product is annotated as proline-rich receptor-like protein kinase PERK10. The record is from RefSeq and is a predicted model, not a curated record. The coding region runs from base 1 to 1020 and encodes 339 amino acids. Lineage: Eukaryota; Viridiplantae; Streptophyta; Magnoliopsida; Zingiberales; Zingiberaceae. The transcript is spliced from 2 exons.